AUGGCUUCGAUUGCGCCUCCGUCUUCCUCCGUCGCUGCCCUCACCCGCCAACCUGCGCAGUUCUUGAAAGGGUGCAGUGUAUCCAAGGAGACAAAGGGACCGGUCUGCAGUUUCUUCGCUGCAAAUUCAAACAGCACCAAGGUGAAAUCAGUGAGCUUGAGAGUAGCAUCAUCCUUCAAAAGUGAUGGUAGUUAUCCAGCUGGCGGUGUCUCUGGGAAUGGCGACACGCUAUUGCUAAAAAGCACAUCCGUCCGUGGCCAGGACCAUCCGGUUGCUGACCCUGUACUCCCAAUGGAUUCCAUGAUUACGCCAGAAAUCCUAUCUACUAAUUUGGCACGUGUUGUGGAGAAGUUCGCAGACGAUGACACAGAUACUGAACAAGAUUUGGAUAGCCCGACAGAGGGCUUCGCAUCGAUUGCAGAUGCCAUUGAGGACAUACGACAAGGAAAACUUGUGAUUGUUGUUGAUGACGAAUCAAGGGAAAAUGAAGGAGAUCUGAUAAUGGCUGCCUCCUUGGUUACCCCAGAGGCUAUGGCUUUUAUAGUAAGGCAUGGGACAGGAAUUGUUUGUGUCAGCAUGAAAGAAGAUGAUCUGGAAAGACUAAACCUUCCUUUGAUGGUUACCACAAAAGAAAACGAGGAGAAGCUAUGCACUGCUUUCACUGUUACAGUGGAUGCAAAAGAGGGCACAACUACUGGGGUAUCUGCCAAGGACAGGGCAAAAACAGUCAUGACUCUUGCAUCUCCUGACUCUAAGCCUGAGGACUUCAACCGCCCUGGUCAUAUUUUCCCUUUGAAAUACAGAGAAGGGGGUGUUCUAAAACGAGCUGGACAUACCGAGGCAUCUGUUGACCUUGCUAUGCUGGCUGGAUUACCUCCUGUUGCUGUCCUUUGUGAGAUUGUGGAUGAUGCAGAUGGUUCCAUGGCUCGCCUACCAAAGUUGCGUGUCUUUGCUGAAAGGGAGAAUUUGAAGAUUAUAUCUAUUGCUGACUUGAUUAGGUAUAGGAGGAAAAGAGACAGGCUAAUUGAACGCGCUUCUGUUGCACGCUUGCCUUUGAAAUGGGGCAAUGUCCGUGCCUAUUGCUACAGAUCUGUUAUUGAUGGCAUUGAGCAUAUUGCCAUGGUGAAAGGUGAUAUUGGUGAUGGCCAAGACAUUUUGGUGAGGGUGCACUCUGAGUGCCUCACAGGCGACAUUUUUGGAUCCGCAAGAUGUGAUUGUGGUGACCAGCUUGCAAUGGCAAUGGAGAUGAUUGAAAAGGCUGGAAGGGGUGUAUUAGUUUAUCUCCGUGGACAUGAAGGAAGGGGUAUUGGUCUGGGCCACAAGCUUCGUGCUUAUAACUUACAGGAUGAUGGGCGUGAUACUGUGGAAGCUAACGAGGAACUUGGUCUUCCUGUGGACUCACGGGAAUAUGGGAUUGGCGCACAGAUAUUACGGGAUCUAGGAGUCCGUUCAAUGAAGCUGAUGACUAAUAACCCUGCAAAAUAUAGUGGUCUGAAGGGUUAUGGUCUGAGCAUUGCGGGCAGGGUGCCCUUGAUUACGCCAAUUACCAGUGAGAACCGCAGGUACCUGGAGACCAAAAGAACAAAGAUGGGACAUGUAUAUGGAUUGGCUAAUGCGCAGGCUAACCAACCAAGCAGCAGCCAGAGCACAGAAGAGAAGCAUUAG
Molecule: messenger RNA, 1665 nt
Organism: Miscanthus lutarioriparius
Lineage: Eukaryota; Viridiplantae; Streptophyta; Magnoliopsida; Poales; Poaceae
Source: the annotation of a GenBank genome assembly